AGUCAGCUGUUGUUUUUUUUUUUGCAAUUGUUUACAUCUUUUUCAAUAUUUGAACAAAUUUUCAAACUUUUUUCGCUAAACUUACAAAAUAUCCAACAAAAUGUUUCCUAUAUCCUUAAAAUCAUUAAGUGAUCAAGAACGUCACGAUUACAUAUUGAAAACGUUUAUAUUAAACAAAAACUAUACAGCCGAAAAACGAAAACAUAAACGUGACAUCGAUGUCAUACGUGAACAUCAUCGUUUUUUAUGGGAUGAAGACAACGAUGCUGCCGCUGAAGAUUCCUGGGAAGUGCGUUUAGCUAAACGUUAUUAUGAUAAACUCUUCAAAGAAUACUGUAUUGCCGAUCUCAGUCGUCAUAAGGAAAAUAAGGUGGCAUUACGUUGGCGUACAGAAGCAGAAGUAGUAGCUGGUGUUGGGCAAUUCCAGUGCGGCAGUCGUAAAUGUUUGGAAAAGGAACAUUUACGCAGUUGGGAAGUAAAUUUUGCCUAUCAGGAACAGGGUGAACGUAAAAAUGCUUUAGUUAAAUUGCGUCUGUGUCCCGAACAUUCAGAACAAUUGAAUUAUACAUCCAAGAAACGUGAAGUAAAACGCCUCAAGCAUAUGGAACGUCAACAGAUGAAAGAAGCUAAGCGAGAAAAACGUAAAUCUUUGAAAACUAAAAAAAGACAUAGAACUGAAAGUGAUGGAGAUGUUGAAGGAGACGAAUUGCAAAGUGAAGAGGAAGUCAAUAAUGUUAUGGAAGAAGUAAUGGAAAAACAUAAUGAGGAAUUAGAAGAGUCCACAAGAUUGGAUAAUAGUAAAGGAGAAGAAGAGGAAAUGCAGGCGUCCGAAGAUGUUUGGAAUAAAAAACCGGAUAUUGAAGUUGAACCUGUUAGUAGAGAAUCUGAAUUUCAACGUUAUUUAGAAGAUUUACUAUUGUAAAUUUAAAAAGUUAGACAUAAAGAUAAAAAAUUGUUAAUAAUUGAUAAACUCAAGAUGUAAAGAUUUGUAUUAAAAUUUGAUUAAGUUAAAGAUACUUUCUACAUCUUUGUUGAAUAUUGUUCAAUAGAUGGCGCCGAUUUAUUACUUUUACUUUUUUAUUACUUUUUCAAUAGAAAUUCAAUAAAACAAACAGAUAACUUAAUA
Molecule: messenger RNA, 1126 nt
Organism: Lucilia sericata (common green bottle fly)
Lineage: Eukaryota; Metazoa; Arthropoda; Insecta; Diptera; Calliphoridae
Product: protein FRA10AC1 homolog
Exons: 1
Coding region: 101-922 (273 amino acids)
Biological process (GO): dephosphorylation
Molecular function (GO): phosphatase activity
Source: RefSeq, a predicted model, not a curated record